Messenger RNA from Dentiscutata heterogama, 372 nucleotides. The record is from the annotation of a GenBank genome assembly. NCBI's taxonomy places the organism in Eukaryota, Fungi, Glomeromycota, Glomeromycetes, Diversisporales, Gigasporaceae.
AAAAACAAGAUGUCUUCACUACUAGUAAUAUUCGUCUCAUCUGCUUUGUUCGUGGCGAGGCUGAGGAAGAUAUUUUCCCUAUAGUGAUUGAUAAUAAUACAACCGUUGAAAAUCUGGGAGUCGAAAUCAGAAAUGUCCGGCGAGACUUAAAUCAAAAAAACUUCGAUCUAUAUGUAAGAAAAUUCAAACAAAUCAAUCAUAUAGAAGAACUUAAAAAAAAACCUCCUUAUCCUCAAUAUGAUGAAAUAGGUCCUAUUCAUGUUAUCAUCAGAAACAAUAACAACUGUGAAGAAUUUGUGCCAAUCGUUGAAAGUUUAAUAUACUGGAAUCGCGUUCUUGGAAUUUGUUGGGAAUUUGUUUUUGGUGAAAUCG